This is a messenger RNA of Magallana angulata, 3466 nucleotides long. RefSeq lists its product as uncharacterized. Gene Ontology annotation, biological process: nucleus-vacuole junction assembly. NCBI's taxonomy places the organism in Eukaryota, Metazoa, Mollusca, Bivalvia, Ostreida, Ostreidae. The record is from RefSeq and is a predicted model, not a curated record. The transcript has 14 exons. Gene Ontology annotation, molecular function: protein-membrane adaptor activity; protein binding. Bases 244 to 2043 code for a protein of 599 amino acids.
AUGAACAUACUCUCUGUUUUGAUAUUGAUUUUAUAAUACAAAGAGAUCUGCAGACGCUCUUCAUUGUCACAGAGUUGCAUUGACACAAGGGGUUUGUUCCUUAAGCGCAGUGUAAUCUUUCCUUUGUUUAAGGAAGUUUGUAAAUUCAGAAAACGCAUUUACCUGAGAUACAUAGGCCUACCUGCUAUGAUUAUGUAAUGAUGUUGUUCAGCCGAGCCGUGCAAAUGUACCUAUGAAAUUGACAUGGAUCCUCAGCGCAAAAGCCCUGAGCAUACUGGAACAGAGCACAAAUUUGACAUUAAGAUUGAACGUCCCCCCUCAAAGCCUGAUGUCUGGGAGGAGCUGCUGUCCAUUUUAGAGAAGAUUUUGGACUUUUGCGUCUGUUGCAUCACCUGUGGCUGCUACAAGAGAGAAAGAAAUGGCAUCGUUACGGAUGAAUAUGGAAUGAUUCUUCUAGAUAAUGAGAAACAGGCAGUCCAGAAUCUACUGCAGUAUUUGGAAAAAGAUGAGAAGGCAGAGCCGGUGUUGUCAAGUGAGCACAUUCGCGCCCUUAGCAUCCUGACUUACUCGGACAAUGCUGAGCUUCAGAGAUCCGCUGCACUAUGCAUGCUGGAGAUUAGUGAACGAUGGAGGACAGACCUGACAGUGGCAUUAGGGAGACCCCUGGUGGAGCUGCUCCGAUCCGACGACACACAGGUCCAGAAAGCCGCCACACUGGCCACCAGUAACUUCUGUCUAUCAGGGGGAGAAAAUAAUAAAGAAAUUUUGAUGAGGCUUGGAGUAGUGGACCCACUGGUAGAUCUUUUGAACUCUAAAAAUGUAGAAGUCCAGUGUAAUACAUGUGGCUGUAUCACCGCAUUGGCUACCACAGAUGCCAAUAAACAUUCCAUUGUAUCUUGUAAUGCUGUCAAGCCAUUGUUAAGACUGAUGCGGUCGAUGGAUCUCCGUGUCAAAAGAAACGCUACAGGGGCCAUUCUGAAUCUAACCCAUAUACAAUCCAACAGGAAUGAGCUAGUGAACCAGGGAGCCAUUCCUAUCCUGGUGGAGCUGAUUCACAUGUCUGACUAUGACAUACAGUACUACAGUGCGGCCGCACUCAGCAACCUGGCUGUCAACCCCAAACACCGCGCCAUGAUGAUAGCGGUGGGACACUCGGAUGUGGUCCGGCAACUAGUAAAACUCCUGUCAUCAAAGAAAGACAGGGUGAAGUGUCAGGCAUGUUUUGCAUUGAGAAAUCUAGCAUCAGAUGAUGAGAACCAGUUACUGGCUGUAGAGACUGGUGCUCUGCCCCCAUUACAUCACAUCUUGACUUCCUGUCGCUCAGAGACCCUAGCAGCUGCUGCAGCCUGUCUCAGGAACCUGUCCAUUCAUAAAUUGAACGAGGCUCCCUUUAUACACGAGAACCUGGUACCAGAUCUGUGUCAUGUUGUUUGUGAUAGCUCCAACCCCGAGGCCCAAAAACACAUCGCAGGAACCCUACGCAACCUUGCCGUCAGUCAGUAUGUACGAACCUUGAUUGAGAAUGACUGUGUGGAGGCCUUGACCUUUGUCCUGUUGGAUCUGGAGUCUAGAAUCCCUGUCCUCUCAGAGGUCACAGCAGCCCUAGCUGUCAUGGCUGACGAAGAUGAUGUGAAGUACAAGUUGCUACACCUACAAGGUGGGAAGGCAUUCAGUAAGCUGGUGACCCUGGCCUCACUGUCUAGUCACAGAGAGAUACAGUACAACAGUGCAGGCACCCUCGGGCAGCUGGCCCUAGUCAGUUUACCUGAAGAUCUGAAAGAAGCUAAUAAGAAGGGCAUUGUUCUUUACAUCGAUAAAUUCCUGAAAUCACCAGAUCCAAGUUUUGUUCAUGUAGCCUUGUGGACUCUUAAUAUGCUACUGAAAGAUAUAUUUUUCCUAAGGGCUUUCACUGAUCACAGCAUUGAGUCUGUUAUUGAGCAGGUCCAGACCACUCAUCAACUGACCAAGAUCCAGGAACUGUCCACCAGUGUCAUUGAUAAACUCCAUGGAGUCAUGGCCUCCUCCUCGUCCAGUGAGGACUAACUUUACCCUAACAUUGGAUUCAUGAUCUCUUCUUCCAGUGAGGACUAAUUUUACCCUGACCUUGAAUUAUCCGACAUUAAGAGGAGACCAAUACAGUUUCAUCAUUUUGACUAUGGUGUUUAUGAAUUGUUUUUUUUUAAUCAUGGAUUUUUUUUUUUAAAUCGGUUUACACUGAUCAGGAAAUAGUCAACCGAUUUUGUAUCUCAUCAAUUAUUUGUUUUAUUUAUUGAUUCGUAUUGUAUAAAGUUUAAUGUAAAGAUUGAAGAAAUCCAUCCAGAUCACUUACAGAGAUUACUGUUUUUCACUGCUAAAAUGCCAAAUGUGUCUGUCAAAGCUGGUAAGAAUCUUUUAAACAAAAUCUUCAUUGUCUUUAAUAAUAAUAUUGUGAAUUCAUAUUUAUUUUUAAGACGAAUUUUAUGUAAAAUGAUCUAUUUGAAAAACCAAUCAGGUGAGUGUUGGGGCAAACUUUUUUAGUACUGGUAUACAACUGUAUGUUGUAAAUGCAUUUAAAAUGACAUUGUAUUGUAUUUAUUUAUUUAAUUGUACACUUGUAGUAGAACACUGUAUGUGUAUUAUUUUGAUAUUGUUUAUAUUGAAGUACAAUUGUACUAAUACUUGUACAUGGUGUUAUAUGUGGGUAUGGUGUAAGUUAGGAGCUAAAUAUUCCUGGUCCGGUUAUAAAACUACUAAAGGAAUGGUACAUAAUGGUACAGUACUGAAGCUCAUACUUGCCAGUAUUUCUCUAAACAAAUACGAUAUUAGUUCCCAUACUCAAAAGUCAUUACUCUUUAUUGCUGUGGAACACUGUCAAAAGAGCUUUCAAAUUAAAUUGUAAAAUAUUUACAGGUAAAUUACAAAGAAUGCUGUGAGAAAGAUGAUGGGUACAUUGACAAAGGGAAAUAACUUAAAGAAUAUGAAAGUCAUCAAUAACCAAGUACACAAAUGUGAUAAUAUUGCAUUUGUUACAAUUAUGGUAGGAAGUGUGAAGGGAAGUACAUGUAGGUGUCUGGGUAUAGACAAAGAAAAUAACAAAACCUGCAGUCUACAUUGUGGUCCAUUUUUAAAAACAAAGAUCAUACUGUAAACUCAAUCACAUUUAUACCCUGCAUAGAACUCUUAGAAAUAAUGUGAUCAGAUAUGUUUGGUAGGAAGUUGUUUUGCAGAUUUUACAUGUACUUUUUAGAGACACUGUGUGAUGGUGCUUGCAGUUUUAGGAUUCUGGAGGGCAUUUCAGUUUUGUAGCGUAUUUGUUUUACAAACCAGCUACAAUGUACCUGUCUUUGUUGAGCAGGGACGUGUAUUGUUUUUAUGUUGGCACUCCACAUUGUUAUUAAUGUUUAAUGUUGUUCAUGUACAUCCUUUUAUUUAAUUUUCUUUUAAAUCGAUGGUUUUUUAUUAUGAAUAAAUGAACAUCAUACAUGAU